UGUUUACUUUUGCAAUGAAUGCCAUAUUUGUUACAAGAUGAAACCAAAAUAUACUCAGCCAAAGAAGGAGAAAAAAAGGUUCCAGGAGGAGGGAGGAGACAAUGUGAGGGAAAGUUCACAUUUAGCUGCAUUCCCAGCUCCCAGUCAUGCAGGAGAAGGGGCUAUGACCCUUCCUCAGAAUGCUCAGACCACUGCCCUCCCCCCACCGGGCCUCAAUAGAAAGUACCCCCUAAAGCAACCCACUCUCUCAGCCAAGAUCAAGAUUUGGAUGCCAGUGCAAGAGACCUGGAAAGGAGAACCUUAUGACAAGCCUUUGCUCAAAUACACCACAGCCCUCCCUAUUGGCAGGCGCCACUGUAGACCUCGUCCAAUAAAACAACCCAUCCCCAACCCUUCCCCUAACCUGACUGAUAAAAGAGUGAAGUUCAAACAUCCUGAGGCCACCCUCCGUUUUAUCCCAGUGAGGCCAGACUUAGAGCAGCUUGCCAGGCAGAGAACCCUCCCUGGUGGUCAGUUGGUUAGACCUGUGACACCCAGACCACCAUCCCGCAAGCAGCCCCCCUCUGCAGACCAUAGCCCCCUAGACGGUAUCCGCUCACACAGAUCCCUUGCAAAAGCACAGGCUGCUGGAGGUGAGGACAGGGGAGGGGGUGGAGAUGGUGUCUCCCUAUCCCGCGCUGUCAGGGAUUUGCAGUUGCUUAGUUCCAGCUCCGACGACGAGGAUUCUGAGUCUCCUUCUGAGUCUCAGUUCCGAAGCACCACUCCAGCCUACCUCACCCGCCGCUACCAGAACAGUUUGAAAUGGUACCAGGUGGUGCGCAGCGAGAAGAAGACCAAACAUCACAAGGAGAGGCUUGACCAGCUUUGCUAUAAGGAGGCAUCAGAUGAGUCUAAUGCUGAAACAGCAGGCCCCUCUGGUGUCCAGGCGAGACACACCGCCCCUCUGGGUGCUGGGGAGGGGAGGUCUGUCUGUAAACCCUACCAGGGAGGGAAGAGGAGAAGGAGCCCGCUGUCAGAGAAAGGUUGCCUACCCCCCAACCAGGUGAGGAGAUGGGACCGCCGGUCAUGGCGCCGACAGCUAGACAGCAGUGCCUCGGACUCCCCAGCAUCUGAUGGCAGUGUCAUGCUCAGCCCACCCUACACCCACUCCCCCUUCCUCUCUCCAACAGCUACCAGCACUCCUCCCCUCCCUGCUCCUCUUUGUAACACAUCUCCCAAUAUCCCAAUAUUUUCCCCUUCCUUCUCUCUCAGUACGCCUUCCAGUUGCCCUAGCACGCCACUCUACCCUCACUCUUUCACCUCCAGUGCCCCUGGCACCCCGUUACGCAGUCAGGUGACAUCUUCCAGUGCCCCAUGCACCCCAGUACGCACCAAGUUAUUCACCUCCAGUGCCCCUUGCACCCCACAACAUGGAACCUUUCACAGGGCGUCAUCGUUCCACAUCAGGAGCAACAUCUCAGGAAGGAGGACUACAUGUUGUGGGCUGGAGAGCUGUCCACCAGCAGCUAAAGGGACAGUAACCAGUUCCAACCCUAAAGACUCAGUAACCAGCCCUAAAGAUAGAUGUCAAGCGGACAACACUCCAUACCCAGACAUGUUCAAUAUUAAAGGGGAUACAGCGAAGAAAGAUGAUUCUGAGAUGAGAAUGAGCAGUGAAAUUAAGAAGACUUCAACACCAAAGAAAACGACUGAGAAAUGUUCUCCUGCCAGAGCUAAGACUUCCGUAUCAUCACAUGCCAGUCCCACUCUGAAAGAAUCUAAGAUUCCACAAGCUGACCCACGACUACUGAAACCAAUGAAACCAUCAGCCUCACCUGAUGUGUCUUCAACUGUGCCAGACUGUGGGACCCCCAUCCCAGGCAGUAAGCUCACCUCCAUCUUUUCCUACCCUUAUGAUGUACCACAGAUCAAAAGCAGUCCACUUAAAAGCCCUAAGAAGUCUCCAUGUAAGUCAUCUCCUCAGUCAACUACAGCACAUCAGAAACACAAGUCUCCUCAAGAUAAGAAAAGUCCUAAGAAAAGUCCUAAAACCAAGACCUCUGAUUCACCUAAAUUAACACCUGCACCUUCUUUGUCAGAGAAGCAGACAGACAAAACUGAGUGUAAUUUCAAGAAACCAUCAAAACCUCAGAGUGUUGUUAGUAGUGAGGCAGACUCUGCAGUGUCACAACAUGUUCUAUCCACCAAAAAUACAAAAUCCCAGAGUGCUGGGAGCCAGCCAACCAACAAGACUUCUCCUCCCUGUGACCCUAGUCUUAAAACUAAAGGUUCUGCAAACACCGCUUGUGUGCCAAAGCCAAAGGAGGAUAGUGGGAGGAAAGAGAGACCUCCCCUUCCUAGCCUUAGAAGAUUGAAGCAAGCAUUUACAAGCCUUUGUCAGCAGAGGCCUGUGGUGGCUAAACCCUCCAGCGAAUUGAAUGGGGCGCCGACUGACAUACCUAGGCUGUUCAAGACUCCUUUAUCCAAGACCCCCUCCCCUAAGACCCCCAAUAAGCCUCAGAGUAGAGGUCUUUACAGAUCCACCCGGGAUCCGAGGAUCCGAGAUCCAAUCCAGGAUCAGAGCCCAUCUAUGCAUCCCACCUCCAGCACCUCCAGCAGCUCCAGCAACAACCCAGAAGGGAGACCUGCAGCCUCAACCUCAAUCCUGGGCAGGAGUUUAGAGCUGAAAAUGAGUCAAGGUUUCCAGAAACCAGACACACCCAGGCCAAAGAGCUACUCCCCCAAGAGCAAACCCACAGGGCUUUCAACAAGCUAUAGAGGUACUGGUACUCCUUUCCUGGGAAGUGAGGGGAAUCUAACAUCUAUCUCCACUUCUAGGAUCCUGGCAACCCCCCAUGACUGUCCAUCUCAGACCAGGAGUUCUCUGAGUAAAGCCUCAUAUUCUGCCAAACUACUACGGGAGGGAGAGAGGGACAGGGAGAGAGAGGGGGAUAGGGAGAGAUGGGAGAGAGAGAGGGAGAGAUGGGAGAGAGAGAGGGAGAGAUGGGAGAGGGAAAGGUGUCCACCCUCACCGACACACCCUCACCCAGCACAGGGCCCAGUUCCACAGCCAAGCAAGGAGGGUCAUCCUAAAGAAUGCUUUAGAGGCACCGGGAAAGGCAAGACUACUAAAGGACAGGAGGACUUGAGAACUAAAGUCAAAAUACCAUGGGCACCAACUCAAAAACCCUCUACCUCUCACAAGAGUUGGCCAAAUGUACCCUCACCCUGCCAGAACCCUCCACCUGUGAGAAAUGGCCCCCAGUCACACUCCAAAAAGAUCACAGGCACGCACUCACCCUCAGCUCAGACUAAAUCUGAAGUACCAAGGGAGAAGAUAGACUCUCAGCCCAUCAGAUCCCCACCUACAACACAGAAGGUCCCUCAGGAUCCAGUGUCCCCUCCCCUGUCCCCCCGCUCCAGACCCGGCCCCAGCAGUGUGGAGCUCAUCCAUGCCAUUGUGAGUGCCAUGGGCUAUCUGCUUGGUGUGCCACCCACCUCCAUCCCUGGCCUUUGCCCUUCACCUGAAGAGCCUGGUACAUCCUCCAACACUGACCCAUCAGCUUUUCACUCAGACCCCAGCCAGCCCCCCUGGACUGAAGAACUACGACUCAUCCGGCAAAGACUCAGUGAGCCUGGCUUAGGGCUCAAUCCUCAGCCUCCGAACCCCAACCACACCCAACCAACCUCCAGACCAAAGGACACACACACAGGACAGAGGGAAGAGAGACCUGCACAAUCAAUGGCACCACCACUGAGAAAGAAUACAAAGAUGUGAGAGGAGUUAGGAUGAAGAUGAAGAUGAGGAUACUGUAGCAUGCUACACUGCAGAGCUGCAAGGAGUCAGAGAGCAGCUGUUCAGACAGUCCUGACUGACUGGUGGAAACAGAAGAUGUUCACGUUAACAGGCUGAACAUCUGCUCAUACACCUGGGUUGUGUUUAUAACUCUUUCUCUGGAUAGAAUAAUCGAAUAAAUACAGAGUCAAAUACUUUAUGUACAUAUUCAUUUUCUGUAAGUACUGGCAGUUUAGCUCUUAGAAUGUAUGAUUUCAAUGCUUGAUACUGCUUUAAUUUGAGAUGGAUUUGAUCUUGCUUUCAUUUUGACAAGCAGUCAGCAGUUUUAUGUCGAAAAAUACAGUACGUUGGGCAUGCUGAAUGUUGCACAUGUGACCACACGAGGGCAGUCUCAUGCCAACCUAAUGCAACUCCUAGUCAUAAUGAAGGGAGAAAUUAAAUCUAAUGUACAGAACACUGUCAAUUGUCAAAACAAAUGUACAGAGCACUGUGAUUUUUAGUUAUUUCUAUGUGAAUAUUGAACAUCAAUAAAAGUUUUGACUUAUUGAGGA
Molecule: messenger RNA, 4326 nt
Organism: Coregonus clupeaformis (lake whitefish)
Lineage: Eukaryota; Metazoa; Chordata; Actinopteri; Salmoniformes; Salmonidae
Product: mucin-5AC
Exons: 9
Coding region: 38-3757 (1239 amino acids)
Source: RefSeq, a predicted model, not a curated record